Physcomitrium patens is the source of this 2156-nucleotide messenger RNA. RefSeq lists its product as uncharacterized. Gene Ontology annotation, cellular component: cytoplasm; nucleus. Gene Ontology annotation, molecular function: nucleic acid binding; 3'-5' exonuclease activity. The record is from RefSeq and is a predicted model, not a curated record. Gene Ontology annotation, biological process: nucleobase-containing compound metabolic process. NCBI's taxonomy places the organism in Eukaryota, Viridiplantae, Streptophyta, Bryopsida, Funariales, Funariaceae.
GAUGUGAGGAACAGAAGUGCGUAGGAGGGGGAAAGGGGGCUGAGGUCCAGUCCCAAGGUUCCAACGAGUCCAAGGCCCCCUCAUUGUGAGGCAAAGCCACGGCGAGAAAGCGCACACACUGGCACACAUGCCUGUCUUCGUCGUCUUUCAGGGGAUGCUCGAUUGAGGCGAGAAAGACCGGUCCUCCUCCUCUUCUCCUCCUCCUCCUCCUCCUCCUCCUCUCUGCAAUGGCUUGCAGCCAUAUCUGGACGCCGUCGAUGUUGGCGCAUCCCACCCUUUCCUCCUCUCUCUUCCGCUCCCACAAUUUCACCUUGUCUCCCUCUUCUUUAUACUCUCCUCUCUUCCCUUCACUCUCUCCUUCCCACUGCUGCUGCUGCCGCCUCCCACAUUUCCGCUUGUCUCUAAUUGCACCCGUACCAUUCUCGCCUUUAGCAUGAAGCGCUGCUUCCCUGCUUCCCACCCCUACCCUGCCUCUUCAUCUCCUCCCUUAGUAUGCAGCAGUCCCUCCAUGGCAAACGAGUCCAGCUCUCUUGAUCACCCUCUUCAAUUCCUGCCCCAAGUCCCUUUUCCCUCCUCUGCUGUUGCUCCUCACCGCUCUCCCUCCAAUUGCACUUCUGUCCGACCCCUAGCCCCCAUGUCUUGCAAUUCUUCUCAUGUUCCGGCUGCUCCGGAUCCAACCACUGACCCUCCACGUCCCAACCCCAUUGUUCCCCACCAUGACAACACCGCCACUCUAGACUUCGAGCGAAAGAAGCUCGAGCGGGAUCAGCGGCGCAAGCACGAAGUAGAAAUGAAAGCAGCGCGAGCAAGAGAAUACGAGGCGCGGUGGCACGCGAAUUGCGCACAAGAUAUGAGUGAGGAUUUAUUUGCUUCUGGAUGGAAGCAACCCCCAAUGAGAGCAGAUGGAUUCGGAGGCUGGGAAUAUGCGUCGAUUCACGUUGAAGCUAACUCGGCUGCACUGCCUCAGUACCCGAGUUGGAAGAGAAACUUGCAUCCGCAGCAUUUGGACAGACGUUACGGAGGAUGGGAUCAGUAUCCUUCCUCUUCCUCCGAGGACACUGCUCUUGGUGGCUGGUUGUACUCCGAUCCAUCUGACCAAUUAGGUGAUUUUCAAAAAGAAGUGGAAAUUUUGGGCAAGAAGGUGAUGGUCACAGUUGCAUCCAAGGGAGCUACAGUGGAGAAGUGGCUCGAAGUACGCAAGGAGGAAGUCAAGUGGGGAUUGGACAUCGAGUGGCGACCUACGUUCCAAAAAGGCGACUACCAUAAUGCAGCACUCUUACAACUCUCUCUUGAGGAGUGUUGCCUUCUCGUCCAGCUGCGAUUCAUAGACAUGUUGCCUGCAUCCCUCAAAAGCCUUCUUGCAAAUCCGAAUAUAAAGAUGGGUGGAGUAGGUAUUUUGGCAGACACGAAGAAGCUGAAGAAGGACUACGGUUUGAUAUGUGCCGGCGAAGUGGAGCUGACAACACUAGCCGUGUCCACGUUGAAAAACACUUCUCUCAAGAAAUCAGGCAUUGCAACCCUAACUGAGAAGGUCCUUGGGGUUCCCUAUGAGAAGAACAAGCGUGUGACCAUGAGCAACUGGGAGAACCGUGAUUUGACAUAUGCUCAAAUUCAUUACGCUGCUGCAGAUGCAUGGUUGUCAUAUUCGAUCAUGAUGGCGCUCCUGAAUUACAAGGAGAUGCCACCCUCGGCUUUGUCAUUGGAGACUACGCCCGGCCGUACGGCCUCGGAUGUUGGGGAGAAUCUAGUUUCAGUUGAAGAUGCGGGCCCGCUUUUACAACCCUAGCAUCUUAAUUACUGCGCCAACUUCAUCAUGUGCUCAAUGUUGGAUGACUACUGUGGAGUCAAGGAUUUAGAUUACAUUCACUUGCCAUGUCUGGACUGAUCUGAAACCUCGACUGUCUGUUAGAUAUCUCAGUGCGUAGUGCGUGGCUUUUGCUAUGGCUAUUAUUCUUGCGCAUUCAAGUGAAACAGACAAAGUGUGUAGUGCUUGGAUCGGAAUUAUUGAGCUUUUGGUGGUGACAAGCCUUUACUAAAGCAGCUACCACGAUGUGAUGAUGUGGGCAGUGUUACAACACUUAGAAUGACGAGCUCUGAAUCUUUGAUUGAUGAAUUCAAGUUUGUUCUAUUGUACCAAAGAUUCCCUCUUCCUGCAA